AUGUCUGACGAUCCGGACUUCUUCUCCAACUUGGAUCCAAGUCUGCGUGGCAUUGACCAGGUAUCGGAUGCAAACCUAGUAAGGAUUGAUCGUUCGUUGUCUACAUCCGUAGCGCUCAACAAUAUGACACAGAUGUAUCCUCCUCAGUCGCACAACCACAACCUGCAGCAGCACGGAAUCGACGGUGGGGUAUGGCCUCUCCCGUACUUCGGCCACCACGACGCGGUCGGUGGCGCGAUGGCCCAGGAGGGCUACGGAACCACAGCGCACCAAGGCUUCUCGUAUGCUGGCGCGCAACCGCUUGUCGCUCCGACAGUACCGCCUGUUCCCGUCGCUUCCACCUUCGAUCACCAGCCGGCGACGUUUGGCGCGCUCAACCACUACGACUUCGCCGAUAGGACCGUUGUACCCCGCACGUUGGGCAACCCCCUCGACUUCGCGCAUCUUGCGCCUCCUACUCAUUCUCAGGGUUACGGUACUCACGGCAUGGGUCCAGAACACGCACUGCUUCCAGCGCAAAUGGGACCGCCUAUCCCACCGCCCGUGCCGUCCAUGACCGAGGGCUCAGGUGGUUCGCCUUCCAGCGGACCUCAUACUCCAGCCAACGCAUCUUCUCCGCAACCUCGCAAUGGCCUCAACGCGAGCGGGCUUGUAGUAGAUCCAUACCAAAGGUGGCUUGAUGAGACUGUCUGCCUAUAUUAUUCGAGAGAGCAGCAGAUCGCCUACGAGAUUCGUCAACGCUUCGGUCCUGACUCGGCUUGGGACGUAGUCAACACUGCGAUAUGCAAUGGCAUGCCGCUUGAAAUGUUGUUCACAGUGCCUCAAAUCAGCCCCGAUUCGAUACACUGGGAAUCUCAUCGCCAGAUCAUGGCCACUUAUGCCGAUGCGAUGUUCACUCGCGCGCACGCGCACGGGACGGGUGGUGUCCAGCGUACGGCGCAUACUCAUCAACAUCGGCAUCAAACGCCGUACAACACAACCACCACGCCUCAGACUGCCGCCACCGGCGCAGUCCUGAGACGCUCCAAUAACAAAUCAACCAGCGCCUCUCGCAAGGGAGGUGCCCGCUCGAAAGGUGCAGGCGGAAAAGUAUCGUCGCGCCCCAGAGCAGCGAACGCGGCGGCGGGUCCGUCGUCUGCUCCGUACACUCCACUCGCCCCUCCACUCAGACCAGACUGGGCGCCCGGGGAGCCGCGUAAGGGCAAGCCUAAGUGGGAAGACCCCGAGUUUGAGGAGGACUUUGAGCGGGAGGAAACCUUUGCGCUCGAUUGGAUGUGCAAGACGCCCGACCUCGUCUGCUGGUUCCCUGACUGCGAGCUCGCGGUGUCUGGAAAGAUAUUCAAGACCAUACAGAAGCGCAACGAUCAUGUGCAGUCGAUACACCUUGGCACGGCGGAGGCACAGUGUGAGGACUGCGACGGAUGGUUCGCAAACGCGUCUUCCCGAAAGCGGCACCAAUCGCCGCCGGAGAAGAAGUCGAAGGGUCCGCUAGAGAACGAGGAGUCGGCGAAGAAAGGCAAGUCGAAGGCCGGUGAGGGGAAGUGCAAGGGCCGGAAGCCGGAGAGUCCCAAGAGGGGUAGUAGGGUGUUGCGGCAGAAGUUGCUGGAGAAGAGGGCGGCGGCGAGGGCGGCGAAGAAAGAGGCGGCGGUGGAAGAAGAUGCUGGUCCCGUAUCGGAAGGUCCUGUAUACGGCGGUCAGCCCAGGCAUGACAAAGACGACCCUGGGGUUGGAGGGGCCAGCGGGAUGCUCGGGGAAGAUCCCUUCGGAGGGAUCCAGGUGUAUUAG
Molecule: messenger RNA, 1785 nt
Organism: Peniophora sp. CBMAI 1063
Lineage: Eukaryota; Fungi; Basidiomycota; Agaricomycetes; Russulales; Peniophoraceae
Source: the annotation of a GenBank genome assembly